AUGUGGCCGACGUGGAACCCUGAACUUGCACUUGUCAGGAUUGAGCUUGAGGUUGAUCUUGCGAGCGCGCUUCAAGAUGAGCUUGAGAUUGUGAUCGUGUUCUGCUGCGUCUUUGCCAUACACGAGGAUAUCAUCGACAAUAAUGGCACAAGAAACGCCACGGCGCAGGCCCGGGGCGGGGGCGGGGCGGGGCUGGAUGAGGCGGGGGCCCAGGCCGAUGGAGACGACACGCCUGACGCGCGAGCACAAAUGGACGGCGCGGGAAGCGGGCGUCACGUGGCCGCUGUCAAAAUGGCGGAGGAAGGGUCGGCGAGCAGCGAGGAACAGUCGCAGCCCCUCGAACGGGAAUUACACCAGAAAUGCAUGUGCACAACCGAGGAAUUGAGUGUUGUCUGCUUUGAACAGGAAAACGAUGCAAUUAAUGAGGAACUUUGUAAAAUGUUAUGCGAACGAGAUCAGUUUAAUAAAUUAGUUCAGAGGGUGGAAGGAAUUGGCUUUUCAAUUGAAAAAGAACGUAAUGGAAUUAGAAAUGAAAUGCAUAAAGAAUUUGAAAAAAUUAACCAGUCUGUGAAGAACAGGAAGGAUAUGUUGUUAAAAGAGCUAGAAUUCAUAGUUCAGCAAUACCUUAUUGUAACUGGUAAAGUCCAGAAGCUACUUGGGGAGAAAAUUAAUGCUUUAGACUCUGCCAUGCAAGAUGAAGUGGAGCCCAAACAUGAAAGUCUCUCAACAUAUUGUAAUAAACAGCAGGUACAUUUUUAUUCUGCCAAAGCAUGUUGUGGAAGAAAUUAA
Amblyraja radiata (thorny skate) is the source of this 789-nucleotide messenger RNA. RefSeq lists its product as uncharacterized. NCBI's taxonomy places the organism in Eukaryota, Metazoa, Chordata, Chondrichthyes, Rajiformes, Rajidae. The record is from RefSeq and is a predicted model, not a curated record. The transcript is spliced from 6 exons. Bases 1 to 789 code for a protein of 262 amino acids.